Messenger RNA from Monopterus albus (swamp eel), 2230 nucleotides. It is a transcript of the gene fancg, whose product is annotated as FA complementation group G. Bases 111 to 1982 code for a protein of 623 amino acids. Gene Ontology annotation, biological process: interstrand cross-link repair. The record is from RefSeq and is a predicted model, not a curated record. Lineage: Eukaryota; Metazoa; Chordata; Actinopteri; Synbranchiformes; Synbranchidae. Gene Ontology annotation, molecular function: protein binding. The transcript is spliced from 14 exons. Gene Ontology annotation, cellular component: Fanconi anaemia nuclear complex.
GGCAACACUGCAUGUUUAACUACUUCCUGUGUUGCUCACGUGACAACCGAGGGAAACGUUCAAACUGCAUAAUCGUCUUUUUUUAUAUACAUAUAUAAAACUGUCAUUUAAUGUCUAAUAAAAUAUACCACACACUUUCUUUAUUUGAUAAAUGGGUCCAGGAAAACAACAACUUGGUAAACAAGUGGAAGCAGCAGGAAGGAGGGGGAGACACCUUGAGCCGAGACCAGAGCCAGACCCAUCUAAAAUGGUGUACCUCUGAGUUUGAGACACUUCUAAGGAAAAUCCAAGGUGUUCCUCCUCUUGCUGAUCACACUCAGUUGGAGGUGUCAGUGGUAUACAAUGCCUGUGUGUGCUUUACUGCCCAGUCUCAGUUCACAGAAGCUGAACUGCUCCUUAAACAAGCCACAGAGAGAGCUCUACAGAUGGCAGGAAAUUUUCCUGUUGCUUCAGACCCUCCUGUGUUGUGGAGAACAGUUCUCAAAUCAGUGGAAAACACAGCUUUGAAUUCCUGCGUGUUGUACCUUCUCUGUCUGCAGUGGGCGAUAUGGCUGGCCACUUGCCAGUUGAAAAUGAUAGAGGAAUUCCAGGAAGAGCUGACUUCUCUUGUUGAGACACUGCCUGAUGGAGUUUGGGAUGACAGGAGGAGCAAGGCAAGGGGAAAGUCCUUUGACAUUUCACUGUUGGUGAUGGAACCAAGAAGGCUUGUUGAAUUAUUGCAGAUUUGCACUUCCAUUGCUCAAGGUGCAGAAAGGUUGAGUGAGGGCCAUAGUUCAGAAGCUCUGUCUGGCCUCCAGAUAGCAUCUUCCCUACCAGCUCCCAGAAUUCUAGUCGCAUACACUCACUUCCUGUCAGGCUCCUGUCUUGCACACAUGAGCCGCCCUCAGAUGGCACUGCAGUGUUACAGGAAGGCCCUGGAGACUGACUUCAGAUGUGUAUGUGCUCUGUACCAGAGCAUGCUCAUCUACAGACAACUGGGUAACACACAGGCUGAGAUACAGGCUCUUCACUUACUGCACUCAACCAGGAUGUUGCCCUCUGCUACAGAGCCUGCUCUGGCCUGUACCCAUCUCCUCUCCCCAUCUUCACUGCUCCGUAGCCAGUCACUGAGCAGCCUGCUCUCAGUUCCUUCUGCCCUUUCUGUCCUUCACAAUCUGGCCCUGAAGUGUGUGCUCCAUGGGAGGGUGUCUGAGGGUGUGGAACAUUAUCUGGACCUGCUGGCUGCUUUUCAUUCAGAAGAUCACCAGGUCCAUGCUGAAGUCCCACCCCUCCCCAGGUUGACUGAGCUUUACCUAGAGGCUGGCACUGCCUUGCUCAUGGCCCAGCGACCUGCAGAUUGCAUGGCGUUAUGCGAUGAAGUCAUCAGCACGACACUGGAAUUGCUACCAGAGAAGCUCAUAUUAGAAGAGCUAGAGCAGAGGAAUGAGAUCAGGGAUGUGAGUGUGGAGGGUGAGGAUAGGGUGGCGAUGCUGCUCUGGACCGGGGCUGCCUACCUCCUGCAGGGUCACUGCCAGACUCACCUGAAAGACUGGAAACAAGCUGUGAUUCACUACACAAGGUGUAUCAACCUGCUGAUGAAGGUGUGGUUUAAAAAAAGAGGAUUCCAACCACAGAUUCCCAGUGCAGACAUGAUUGUGAAAGAGGGAACAUAUUUGUCUGUCCUCCAGAAACUGAAAGGGCUUUCACUAGCUGGUAGGGGCAUCAGCUUCACCCAGACAGACCAGCUGAAAGAGGCACUGAGAGACCUCCAGCUCAGCCUGCAGGCAUUCCCAGAGUGUGUGGGUGCCGGGCUGUGGUGUGGUGAAGUGCUGUGGAGGCUUGGCAGGAGACGCAUGGCAGCAGCUCACUGGGAAAAAACCUGGACGUUCAGUGCACAGUCCUCAUUAGAAAGUCUUCCUGUGUACCUACAAGAACCUCAGUCUGGCCCUUCGUUGGACUCCACCGAGCUGCGCCACAGAAUACAGGAACUUGGUCCUAUCUAGUUACCCUGGAGAGGGACAAAAGAAGAAUGCCCUAUCACUUACUGAACAGGAUCGCCUUUCUCCGGCCUGUGAAGUGGAACCCAUACUCACAACAUACAUGUUGACUUAAUGGGACAGUAAAAAAAUAUUCGAAGGAUUGAUAUGUUUGAGGCUGCUAAACAAUGUGGUUGGUAAAUCUGGCAGGUAUUUUAUGACUGUAAUGAUACUGUAAUGUUGCUUGCUCACUGAGGGUAAACUGGCUUUUAGGG